Molecule: messenger RNA, 502 nt
Organism: Etheostoma cragini (Arkansas darter)
Lineage: Eukaryota; Metazoa; Chordata; Actinopteri; Perciformes; Percidae
Product: rab effector MyRIP-like
Exons: 5
Coding region: 88-492 (134 amino acids)
Cellular component (GO): cortical actin cytoskeleton
Molecular function (GO): actin binding; myosin binding
Source: RefSeq, a predicted model, not a curated record
CUACAUGGCUUUCAGAGAUCCACGGCCACCGCCCUCUGUGACCUCACCACUGAGGUCCUGAGAACCAUUAAUGCCACCGAGGGCGCCAUGGCCGAGUACGGUCUGGCGGCGCCGCUCGGCCGGGCCCCCGUAGUAGGGACCGACGUUAAGCAGGCAGACGAUGCCUUCAGGGAACUCGAGGAAAACGUCUACAUGGCGGCCGGCCAGUCGUGCGAGCUGGAGACGAAGCUGCGGCGCCUCGAGCAGAGCACCAAGACCCGCUUCGGGGGGGCGGCGGACUCGGAGCUGUCGGAGCUGGAGGACGUGGUGGCGCUCACCGCCGCACGCGUGCAGAGCGCGGAGAGCGAGGUGUCCGACAUCGAGAGUAAACUCGCCGCUCUGAACGCCGCCGGAUCGAAGAAGAAGGUUUCUGGAUCUCAUCCGAGGAAAAAGGCUCCGCAGGACUUCUCCAGAAGCAGUAACGGCGCUCAGUGGAAAUCGAGCCUGUUCUGAAGCUGGAGCC